Desarmillaria tabescens is the source of this 2460-nucleotide messenger RNA. Its product is annotated as alpha-glucosidase. Gene Ontology annotation, biological process: carbohydrate metabolic process. The record is from RefSeq and is a predicted model, not a curated record. NCBI's taxonomy places the organism in Eukaryota, Fungi, Basidiomycota, Agaricomycetes, Agaricales, Physalacriaceae. The transcript is spliced from 14 exons. Gene Ontology annotation, molecular function: hydrolase activity, hydrolyzing O-glycosyl compounds; carbohydrate binding. The coding region runs from base 1 to 2460 and encodes 819 amino acids.
AUGAAGUUUAACGACGGUUUUUGGCUACUCAAGAACGGUGUCAGGCCAUACUUUGGAAUUCAGGUUGUCGAUGUUCAUCCGACUUCAGAUGGCUUAGGAUACGACCUUCAUGUUGCGACUAAGCCUGUCAAUCAUAGAGGAGACACACUAGCUGGGCCAGUCUUCACGAUCAAGGUCUAUUCACCGACAGAAGGCGUAAUUGGCGUCAAGAUCGAUCACUUCAGUACCAUCAAGUCUACCACCAAUAUUCAUUUAUUCCCUGAUGAUCCUCCCAUCCCCAAUGUCACACUUGAUCAGGCCGAUCGGUCCUUCUCUGUUUCCAGUGGUGGCCUCACCGCAGUGGUCACCGGAAAUCCAUAUACUGUCACCUUCAAAUCUCAGCAUCGCACGCUAACUUCUUCGGGUCACAAAUAUUUGACGCUAUAUGAUAUCCCUUCGAAGUGGACCCUCACCACGGCCGCGAAUAGCUCCUGCCUGAUGACUGAUCGUGGUUCCAAUCCAAAUCCCGAGCCCAAACCUGAUAUCGUGAGGUAUCUCCACUCGGAACUAAACACCUCACCUGGUGAACUUGUGUAUGGCUUCGGGGAACAAUUUGGCGCUUUCGUCAAGAACGGCAAUCAACGCGUUGCGGCAGGCCAAUCCAUCAGAAUUUGGAAUCAAGAUGGCGGAACUUCUAGUGAUCAAGCAUACAAAUGUGUUCCGUUCUAUAUAACGAACAGAAACUACGGCGUAUUUAUCAACAAUCCCGGUGAAGUUGAAGUUGAAGUAGGAAGUGAGAAAGUAUCCAGAGUCGGAAUCUCCCUUGCGAGCAACAGCUUAGAGUAUUUCAUCAUAUAUGGAAGGACACCGUUGGAGAUUUUGGAACGAUACACCAGGAUGACUGGGCGUCCUGCCAUUCUCCCGAGCUGGACUUUCGGCCUCUGGCUUUCCACGUCAUUUUUGACCUCAUACUCCAGCGAUACCGUUUCUGGUUUCCUUCAAGGGAUGCAGGAGCGAAAAUGCCCCGUUAGAGUCUUCCAUCUAGACUGCUUCUGGAUGAAGCAAUACGAGUGGUGCUCGUUCACAUUUGACCCCGAUAACUUUCCCGACCCCAAGACGUACCUUUCCGAGAUCAAGCAGAAAUACGGGGUGAAGAUAUGCUUAUGGAUCAAUCCGUACAUCUCUCAACUCUCCCCGGUCUUUCAAGAAGGCGUUCAAGGUGAUUUCUUCAUCAAACGGAAAGAUGGGACGCUUUGGCAAUGGGAUCUUUGGCAACCCGGGCUCGCUGUCGUAGACUUUACAAAUCCGGCGGCAGGGGAGUGGUACAAACGCAAGCUUGAGGCGUUACUUGAUCUUGGUGUCGAUUGUUUCAAGGCGAGCGAACGUAUUCCUUACGCCUCGGUCGUCUACCAUGACGGAGCUGAUCCCAUGAGGAUGCACAAUAUGUAUUCCAUUAUCUAUAACGAGCUUGUCUUCAACAUUCUGAAAGAACGCUUUGGAGAAGGAGAAGCGGUGGUAUUUGCUAGGGCAUCGUUUGUGGGAGGGCAACGUUUCCCUGUACAUUGGGGUGGCGACUGUGAGUCUUCUUUUGAAGCCAUGGCAGAAACGAUUCGGGGCUGUCUGUCUCUGACACUAUCUGGCUUUGCGUUUGCUUCUCACGACAUUGGAGGCUUCGAGGGACAUCCACCGCCUGAGAUAUAUCAACGAUGGGUCGCAUUUGGGUUGUUCUCUUCCCAUUCCCGACUGCAUGGGUCCUCAUCGUAUCGUGUGCCAUGGAGCUAUGGUGAGGAUGCCGCAAAAAGUAUGGCCCGGUUCUUGGAUACAAAGCACCAGUUAAUGCCUUACCUUUAUGAUCUGGCUAUUCAGGCUCGUAUCAAAGGCCAUCCGAUGCAACGGGCCAUGUUCCUGGAAUUUCCAGAUGAUCCUACGACGCAAUGGCUGGACCGCCAGUACAUGCUUGGCCCUUCCCUCUUGGUUGCCCCCGUAUUUGUCCCGAUCGAGGAGGAGUCAGUCUACUACGUUCCGGCUGGCCGUUGGACAUAUUAUUGGGACCAAUCUAGGACCGUCGUGGGGCCACUUUGGGUGCGGGAAGUUGUCCCUCUCGAUGAGAUACCGCUGUGGAUCCGUCCCGGUACGAUUCUUGCCACCGGUCCCAAGGGAAUUGGCCGGCCCGACUACAACUACACACAAGGCAUCAACGUCAACGUGUAUGGGUUGCUUGAAGGACAGACUUUGAAAGCCAGUUUGCCCGCUCAGCACGGCAUCAAAACGGCAGCCGUUAUUAGCGCCGAGAGGACAGGUACGGGCCUUCGUUUAGAGGUACAAGAGGGAGAAUGCGAUAUUAGUUUUCUGGGGAUACAUGAAGAAGGAAUUGCUGUCAAGAGUGUGGUAGGGGGAGCAAAGUUUGAGGAGCAUAACGAUUUUGUGGGGCUGAAGUUGGACGGACAAUUGAAAGAGGUCGUAUGCACUAUGGGAUCUUAA